Molecule: messenger RNA, 2664 nt
Organism: Hermetia illucens (black soldier fly)
Lineage: Eukaryota; Metazoa; Arthropoda; Insecta; Diptera; Stratiomyidae
Product: TBC domain-containing protein kinase-like protein
Exons: 8
Coding region: 134-2560 (808 amino acids)
Biological process (GO): activation of GTPase activity; protein phosphorylation
Molecular function (GO): ATP binding; protein kinase activity; GTPase activator activity
Source: RefSeq, a predicted model, not a curated record
GAAAUUCUGCAAAGGAAUCCCUGUCAGAUAGCAGCUGUUAUCAUAAACUGUCAUUACGCCCACAAGUGGGGACGUAAACAAUUCACUGAAUUUGUAAAAUAUGCUAUUUUUGUGAAUAUAAUUGGCAAGGAGAAUGUCACCGUGCGUUACGAAAGUGAACUCAAACUUGGCGGCCGUCACUUUUUUCGCUAAAACUCACGCUGGUGAUGUUUGCGGCAGCAAUGGGCUUCCGCUUACUCCUAAUUCCAUUGCGAUUUUGGGGCGAGCGCAAUACUUGAAAACGAUAGAACAUCCGAAUUUGUGUGAAUAUUUGGAUAUUAUACGAGGGAAGCAUGAACGAACCAUUAUCGUUUCGGAAUAUGCUGGAGCACCACUGGAUGAAAAGAUCAAAAUAUGCAAUGACGUCAAGACGAUUUUGAGAAUAUUCUACCAAGUCGCCGAGGGGUUAAAUGAAAUAAAUGAUCAUGGAUUUGCUUGCCACAACUUAGAGCCGAGCAAUAUUCUCCUGGACAGUCAGAAUAACGUGAAACUUUUUAAUUAUGGUCUUUUCUAUAUGACCAAGCAAGGCGAAUAUGUAUCGUUUCCUAUCGGAAACAUCCGGUAUUUACCACCAGAAAGAUUGCUAGGUUCACAGAAUAACAUCAAAAGUGAUGUUUGGAGCCUUGGAAUGAUAAUCGCAGAACUCUUUCUUGAAUGUCAGUUCUGGUCAUCUUUAAAGAUCUCAAAUAUCAUUCGAAAGAUCCUAUCUCUAUCGAAUGUAUCUAAAGUUUUUGAAAAGAUUGCUCGUGAGCACAACUGCUUCGAAAAAUACGACAAUUUAAACAGUGACGUACGUGAGCUAAUUGAACGAUGUUUGUCGACAAGUAUUUCAUCGCGUCCUAUGCCCAAUGAUAUAAUCAACAACAAAUUGUUUCAAGAAAACAUUGAAACCUAUGCAUAUAAGGCUCCACCAAAACCAGAACAGUUGUUGCUCCGCUGUCCUUUGAAACAAGUUUACUAUUUAUGGCAACUGGCGGGUGGAGAUGUUCAAACCGAACUGAAAAAAGAGGGGCUCAUUCGUAGUGAAGCUCCAAUUUUAUCUAUGCCGAAAAUUGUCUGUUUGAAUGGAAAGAUCGGCGGAUCGAAAAGGAGUCAAAGUCACUUAGCUGACAACCGAAUAGUUAUACUUCGCUUGAAUAAUUUGGUUGAACGAUUGAGGAAAGUACCUAGCAUGGCAUAUUUUCCGCUGAUUCAUUCACCAAAAUUCGCUGUGCAUUAUGGAGCGGGAAUGGAGCAACUCCCGCUGGUGAUACGAGAACGUGAUACUGAAUAUCAAUUUUAUAGAGUUAUGUUAUUUUCGAGAAUGCUGAAAGGAUAUCCAUUCACGAGAGAUAUGAUUAUAAAAGAGGCCCAGAUUGACAUUCCUCCUUUGCUUCGUGGUGCAGUCUGGGCAUGCUUGCUGGAUGUAAUUGAGGAUGGAAGUUAUGAGAGGAUCGAUAAAGUUACUCCUACUUCGACUGAUAGGCAGAUUGAAGUUGAUAUCCCAAGAUGUCAUCAAUACGAUGAGUUGCUUUCGUCGCCUGAGGGACACCGGAAGCUGAAGCGACUACUGAAAGCAUGGGUAGCGUCUCAUCCGCAGUAUGUCUACUGGCAAGGACUGGAUUCUCUUACAGCUCCAUUCUUAUAUUUGAAUUUCAACAAUGAAGAGCGCGCAUUUCUCAGCCUCUACAAAUUCAUUCCAAAAUAUUUACAUUGGUUUUUCCUGAAGGACAACUCAGCUGUGAUAAAGGAAUACUUGUGUAAAUUCUCCCAACUAACAGCCUAUCAUGAGCCGGUACUCGCUAAACAUUUGAACAGCAUCAGUUUUAUCCCCGAACUCUUCGCGAUUCCUUGGUUUCUAACAAUGUUUUCACAUGUUUUCCCGCUUCACAAAAUCAUUCAUCUGUGGGAUAAAUUAAUGCUUGGCGAUAACUCCUAUCCCUUGUUUAUUGGAAUUUCUGUACUGAAGCAACUUAAAUCAACUUUGAUGUCGUCUGGAUUUAAUGAAUGCAUCUUGUUGUUUUCGGACCUUCCGGACAUCGUCAUGGAAACUUGUGUGGUUGAAUCUCAAAAAAUGUACUCAGUUACACCGAAAAGCAUUUGCUAUCGAAAGAAUGUUUUGCAUGAAGUGGAUCCUGGCGAAUUUGAUAUUUCCGAUAUUUCAUUAUCUGAGUUGCAAGGAGAAGUCAGUCCGCGAAUAAGUGCAAAUGACUUAAUAGAUCUGAUAUUCAAUGGAAAGGACGCGGUUGUUAUAUUGGAUCUUCGUGGGAGUUUGGAGUUUAGUCGAAUGCGUGUAGCGGGUAGCAUCAAUAUCCCUUUCACAACUGUAUUGUUAGGCGAUACAAGGUUAGAAUCUCUUGGCGUUCCGAACUUAGAGAGUAUAUUGGCAGAUAAAAUUGUAGUUAUCGUGAGUGUGGUUCACGAAAAUGCAGUUCUAUUCUCCAAAUUUCUUAUCGAUUGUGGUGUAAGCAGAGUAUGUGUGUUGCAUCAAGGAUUCAAUAUACUUCACGCCGUUGUUCCCAGUGUACUUGUUUCUACGUAACUUUAUGAUUAGGUCUAUCAUGUGCAUUAGCAAUACGAGAUUAUAAAUGUUUUCACAAAACAAAUAAUUUUGUGUUUAUAAUAAAUAACUUAAAAACGCAUGAA